Molecule: messenger RNA, 465 nt
Organism: Notothenia coriiceps (black rockcod)
Lineage: Eukaryota; Metazoa; Chordata; Actinopteri; Perciformes; Nototheniidae
Exons: 4
Coding region: 1-465 (154 amino acids)
Biological process (GO): Rac protein signal transduction
Molecular function (GO): CCR4-NOT complex binding
Source: RefSeq, a predicted model, not a curated record
AUGCGCUACAUGUCAAAUGCCAUGUCCCGGCUGAGAGAGAGGGGGCGUGACGGCUGCCUGGCCGGCCUCCAGGUGCAGCAUCUCUUCUGCUCCAACAACACCAACAUCCCCGAGCACCAGCUGAAGGAGCUCAACAUGAAGAUCGACAACGCUUUGCAGGCCUAUAAAGCAGCUCUAGAGAGUCUGGGUCACAGCGAGUACGCUCUGAAGGCCGGCUUCCAUCUGAACCCCAAAGCUGUGGAGGCGGCCUUACAGAGCUGCUGCAGUGAGGCGGAGGCUCAGCAGGCGGGCCGGAUGCAGACCACCUCUCAGCCAAUCCAGUGCGAGCUGCCCACCAUCCCCGUGCAGAUCGGCUCUCACUUCCUCAAAGGAGUGUCCUUCAACGAGUCCGCGGCUGAAAACCUCAAACUGAAAACGGUACGGACUCCACUCCAUUUAAAACUUCAUACUAAUUCUACCGUGUAG